AUGGAGCGCAAUAUGGAAUUUUCCAUGGAAGAAGUUAGCUCGAAAUAUCUCAAGUUCAGAAGUGAUCUAAAGUACUACAAAUACAAGUGGGUUUCGCCGCCAAAAACUCCCCUUGGUCCGGAUUACGAUUUCCAAGGCUUCUGCAUGCCCGAAACGCACAAACAAUACGCAAAAAUGAUUCGCGAGUUCAAAAUUCGUCCCGAUGACGUUUUCGUGUGUGGUUAUCCGAAAUCGGGCACAAGUUGGUUGCAAGAAAUGGUUUGGCUUUUGGGCAACGAUUUAAACUACAGAAAAGCAGAGAAAAUUUCGCAAAUGUUUCGUUUCCCAUUGUUGGAACUUGCAUCAAAUUUACCGGUUGAUCAAUCCAUUUCUGUCGUUCUCGAUCAAAUAGACUUGAUUCCGUCGCCGCGUUUCAUCAAAUCGCAUCUACCCGUGGGACAUCUUCCCGAAGAGCUGUGGAGUGUCAAACCGAAAAUCAUUCAAAUCCAGCGGAAUUCAAAAGAUGCUGCUGUUUCGUUGUUACAUCACUAUCGGAGUUUGCACGCUUUUAACGGGACCAAAGACGAAUUUUUCAACUUGUAUCUCGAAGGAAACGUUUAUUACGGGCCUCUCGUGAACUACAUCAACGAAUUCGACAAGCUACGUGAUCAGUCGAACAUUUUGUUCAUCAACUACGAAGACAUGAAACGCGAUCUGAAGAAAGUCAUCAGAAGCACGGCAGAUUUUCUCGGCAAAACGAUCAACGCGGAACAAGUUGACGAGUUGUAUCAGUAUUUGCAACCGGAGUCAAUGCGGAAGAACAAGGCGUGUAAUCAAGAGGAUAUGCUGUUUGUGUGUUCGACUGUUUGUCAUUCGCUUUUGGAUCCGGAUUUUAUUUUCAUACGAAAAGCCACAACGGACACGUACAAAGACGAAAUGUCGCAACAGUUUAUCGAAAAAUUUGAAGAGCAAAUUGAGCGGAAAAUUGAACGACUGAGUGUUAAGGAAGAAAUUAUUGGAAAACGUUUAAAGGACUUCAGCAUAAGUUGUGAAGAACGAUAA
Messenger RNA from Culicoides brevitarsis, 1041 nucleotides. RefSeq names its product luciferin sulfotransferase-like. Gene Ontology annotation, biological process: sulfation. Bases 1 to 1041 code for a protein of 346 amino acids. NCBI's taxonomy places the organism in Eukaryota, Metazoa, Arthropoda, Insecta, Diptera, Ceratopogonidae. The transcript has a single exon. Gene Ontology annotation, cellular component: cytoplasm. The record is from RefSeq and is a predicted model, not a curated record. Gene Ontology annotation, molecular function: sulfotransferase activity.